AUGAAGAUCUUGGUUUUGAUAAGUACAGUUCUAGCCACGGCAUGGGCUGACCUUCCACGCUAUGGAGGUUUUGGAGGAGGAGGAUCAAGCUCUGGUUUUGGAGGUUCAGGACCAAGGUUUGGAAUAAGUUCCGGCUCGGGAUUUGGAGGAGGAAGAAGGAUGCGGUCCCGGACAGGUGUUCCAUGCUGGCAGAUGUGUUACUCCACGAGAGAACCGCAAAGUCUACUUGUACAAUGCACCACCUGCACCUCCAGUUCCCCACGGUCCUCCACCAUACAUUCCUGAGCCAACCAUUGACACGAAUAUCGUGUUCAUCCAAACACCCGAAGAAGGUCCAGGACCAGAACCUAUUGUCAUACCCCCACCACAGACGCGAAGCGUUGUGUAUGUUCUUAACAAGCAGACACCAGAGCAACAGGAUGUGAUCGAAGUCCCAGCGCCGCCAGCAACCAACCCUGAAGUUUACUUCGUAAACUAUGCUGACGGCGAAAACCCAGUUCUUCCAAGUGGCGUUGAUCUUCAGACUGCCUUGAAUGCAGCUUCCCAAGGAGGCGGUCAAGUGAUUGGAGGAGGCGCCGGAGGCAGCGGUGGCGGCUUCGGCGGCAGUGGAGGAAGCGGUGGUUUUGUAAGCAGCGGAGUUGGAAGUGGAUUUGGAGGCAGUGGAGGAAGCAGUGGAUUUGGAGGCAGUGGAGGAAGCAGUGGAUUUGGAGGCAGUUCUCUCAGCGGAGGAUUCGGAGGCGGUGGGGAUAGUGGUGAAAUCAUCGUAUUCAGUUGA
This is a messenger RNA of Penaeus monodon (black tiger shrimp), 775 nucleotides long. Its product is annotated as pupal cuticle protein 36-like. NCBI's taxonomy places the organism in Eukaryota, Metazoa, Arthropoda, Malacostraca, Decapoda, Penaeidae. The record is from RefSeq and is a predicted model, not a curated record.